This is a messenger RNA of Stylonychia lemnae, 246 nucleotides long. NCBI's taxonomy places the organism in Eukaryota, Ciliophora, Spirotrichea, Sporadotrichida, Oxytrichidae. The record is from the annotation of a GenBank genome assembly.
AUGUUUACGCAGAGUAAUUUAAACCAACAGAAAAUCUGGAACCAAAAGCAGAUCAACUCCCCAGCUUUUUAAGGACUUUCGGAGUCUGAAUCUCAAGCUAAGCAAAAGGAUAAUAUAAGAGAGCAGGAGGAGACGAAUAUAAGACACAAAUAAGUGAACUUAGAGUCAGUAAUGCUUGAACAAGAAAGAGGCACUCCACUCAUGGGACCCGGCACCCAAGAACAAUUAAACAAAUAAAACUAAUGA